Molecule: messenger RNA, 2483 nt
Organism: Pieris rapae (cabbage white)
Lineage: Eukaryota; Metazoa; Arthropoda; Insecta; Lepidoptera; Pieridae
Exons: 4
Coding region: 101-1831 (576 amino acids)
Biological process (GO): monocarboxylic acid transport
Molecular function (GO): monocarboxylic acid transmembrane transporter activity
Source: RefSeq, a predicted model, not a curated record
CACAGGUUGAUUACAGCGAAGAUAAUGAUAAGAUAACAACGCGUGCUCUAGAUUAUUUGUUCGGAUUUAAGAUUCUAGAAAUGAAGCUAUUUUUGUGAAAAUGGAAGAUCCUGGGUCCCGACCAGUGAGGCAAGAGAGGAUCGAAGACCUCCAUCUGGAUAGAGUGGUUGCAUCUCAACCUGAAAUAGGACCGACUCCUCCAGAUGGUGGCUAUGGUUGGUUAAUAGUCGUCUCAGCAGUAAUCUACAAUGUGACUGUGCCAAGUAUAUUAAUGCUUUAUGGAUUGAUUAUUUUGAAGUCUUUACGAGAGGAGGAUCAUGAAGAAGGCGAAAGAAUGCGUGUUUGGGACGUAGAUGUAGCCUUAGUGCCUGUUAUAAUGACUGUGAUCCGUUUAUUGUUAGAGUCAUGGUGUUGGACAGUCGCGAAAAUAUUCAACAUGCCACGAUUUACAGCACUGGCUGGACUCUGUAUGACUGUCGCUGGUGUACUACUAUCGAGCUAUGCAACAAGUGUGUACAGUAACGAACAUAUUGUCAACAUAUUUGCGGGGAUUUCCAUUGGUAUCGGUUGCGCCUUAACGGGACAACAAACAGAUCUAAUCAUCACCCACUACUUCCGAGACAAACUUACAAUCGCCCAGCGUAUUGUAAAAGUUGCACCAUCUUUAGGAAAUGUGCUAAUGCCUUUAAUGAUCGGAUAUCUUUGUACAAUCUACCCUAGUGAUGUAGUGGUCAUGAUCACUGGAGCAAUUCUCAUGCAGAACUGUGUGUUCCUCGCCUCAUAUACACGACCUAUAUACAUUGAAAGAGUGAUUCGAAACACAUACAACAUGUUACGAGACGCCGUUGAAGACGAUGACGAAGUUAUCUUCUCAAACCAGACUGAACCCAGAACAGCAUCCAAUCCAGUAUCCACACAAGAUGAAGACGCAAAUGACGUGGUUGUCUUUAAAUCAAAUAAAAACGCCAGAGAAAUCAUGGACUCUGACGUGGAAACACGCGAAAGCAGUCGGCAGAGAUUUUCAUCAGAUUUCGGCGUGAUGUUUGAUGGUUCCACUUCUAAUCGCUUCUCAUCGGACUUUGGGGCUGUUGACGUCAGCAAUCACAGCAGAAUCAGUGGAUACCAGGAGUUGGAUAGUAUUGACAGGAAUAAUCCUCAGCCGUUAUAUCGCGAAACAACUGUGAAUGCUCCAUCAAAUAGUCUCGUUUUUGCCGCAGAAAUAUCACCUGGGUCAGCUCGACGUACCGCGUCAUUAAAGAAGAAUUUCAUUACCGUGAUUAAUAUGGUUCAAGAUCUAAACUUCUAUUUGUACACUCUGUUACAUUUGUGCACAACGUACAGUGUUCUUAUACUGAGUGUCUUCUUUCCACUGCUUAUGUGGGAAGAAAAUCCUACGAUGAAUAUUUGGUCGAUAUCUUCACUGACUGCAAUUGGUCACGCUUCGGCAUUGUGCUUCGUGUUUUUAUGUAUAUUCAUGCCAAACAAUUUGAACGAUAAAGCAAAAUUAUGCACAAUUUUUUGUGUUUGUGGUGCAAUAGGAUUCUAUGGUGUUACGCUUUCAUCAAACAAAAACUACCUUGUCGUAUGGUGCAUGUUUUCGAGUAUUGCCACCGCGACCAGCGGGAUUCUACAACAAUCUUUAUACAAUAGUUUCAAUAAGUUUGACACUACAGCGACUGUGACCACAGCAAAUACUUUAGUGGCAAUCGUGAUCAUGGUUUGGGCUGUUGCCUAUAGUUAUACGUACAGGACUUGUUUCUUUAUUGCAAGCUUAUUGCAAAGUGGCGCGGCCUGCGUGUUUUUGGUCGCCUCUUUUAGACGGAGGAGAUAGACUCCUUACAUACGCCCAAACCCAAUAACCUAUAUCAUUCCAGUCUUGCCCAUCUGAGAUAGAUAUCUUAAUCGAAAUAUUGAUAAUUGUGCCAAUAACCAAUCGUAAAAUCCAUCUGUCGAUACAAGCUAUCCAUGGUAGAUCGGAACGGUCUAUGAGGACCUUUGUAUGAAAAUGACAGUUCAACUAUGCCAAUAUCCUGUCUUAAGAUAAAACUUACACUUUUUAGUUUUUAAAAUCAUUAAAAAGCUAUUUGAUAUGUUUUAAAUAUAGACAUGUACAUUUUAAUAUUACUUGUACGGUUUUAUGUACUUUACAAAUAUGAGUGUAAAGAUCGAAGAUAUUGCAAUCUAUCCGUCGCCAAACAUGCUAGUCUAUGUAGGGUUUGGUUAUUUGGAGAUCAAUCAACUGUCACAGUUUUAUUUGAUUAAUCUGAUAGAUUGUAGAUUAAUUAUUGGGUUCAGGCGAUACACCGGCUUUAUUAUUAAACGUGGAUUAAAGAUAGUACCGCAUUUUACAUGUACAAAACAUCGUUAAGUUCUAUAUUUAUUGCACGUUUUAAAACAAGGUCUUUUAAUUUUAAGGAAGCUUGCUGAAAAUCUACGGUCUCUAUGGUUAAUGUCUUGACAGAUAGAGAUCGUUCACCAUAAAC